Megalops cyprinoides (Indo-Pacific tarpon) is the source of this 868-nucleotide messenger RNA. RefSeq names its product interleukin-1 beta-like. The record is from RefSeq and is a predicted model, not a curated record. Lineage: Eukaryota; Metazoa; Chordata; Actinopteri; Elopiformes; Megalopidae. Gene Ontology annotation, molecular function: cytokine activity. Bases 89 to 868 code for a protein of 259 amino acids. Gene Ontology annotation, biological process: inflammatory response; cytokine-mediated signaling pathway; immune response. The transcript is spliced from 5 exons.
AUAUUUAUCAAAUGUUCAAAUGUAUAUGGAGCCAAUGAUUUAACACACUGUUUGCGUUGCUUCCUGUAGAUUUAACUAAACGAGUAACAUGGAAUUCGAAGGAAAUUACGUCGCUUUGGAAAAGAAAGGAACAGAGAACAAAAUGGACCUAUGCUGUGACCCCAAUGGAGAGCUACAGUCAGAGGUUGCUCAGCAUCCUCAGAGUAUGCGCCAUGUUGCCAACCUCAUCAUUGCCCUGCAGAGAAUGAAGAACAGCCACACAGCAAUAGGCACAGAGUUCAGCGACCAUGAGCUGCUCAACAUCUUGAUGGAGAAUGUGGUGGAAGAGCGUUCGAUGCGAAGGGUAAACGAGGACACAGAGAGUCGGGUCACCACAUACAUCAGUACCUCACAGGAGAAGUACGAUGUGCGUGACCAGUUCCAGAAGAGCUGGGUGCUGAUCAAGGAGGCGCGAGAGCUGCAGGCCAUGACCCUACAGGGCGGGAGCGUGCAUCACAAAGUACAAUUGAACCUAUCUACAUAUGUGGCCCCCAGCACCAAUAACAGUCACAGCCGACCUGUUGCCUUGGGGAUCGUCGGCACUGAUCUCUACCUGUCAUGUUCUGUGUCAUCAGACAAAGCCAUUUUGCAGUUGGAGGAGGUCAAAGACAAAGAUGCACUGAAAACCAUUAGUGGACAGGGAGACAUGGUGCGUUUUUUGUUCCUGAAAGGAGACAGCGGCCUCUCCAUGACCAGCUUUGAGUCUGCUAGAAUCCCAGGAUGGUUCAUCAGCACAGCUAAGGAGGACAAGAAGCCAGUAGAGAUGUGCUCAGCAGGGGACUCUAACCGUAUCACCUACUUCAAGGUCAAUAACGUAUCUGACCAGUAA